Caenorhabditis briggsae is the source of this 5388-nucleotide messenger RNA. RefSeq names its product Protein CBR-DAF-15 (gene Cbr-daf-15). The transcript is spliced from 12 exons. Lineage: Eukaryota; Metazoa; Nematoda; Chromadorea; Rhabditida; Rhabditidae. Gene Ontology annotation, molecular function: protein binding; protein-macromolecule adaptor activity. The record is from RefSeq and is a predicted model, not a curated record. The coding region runs from base 1 to 5388 and encodes 1795 amino acids. Gene Ontology annotation, biological process: cellular response to starvation; cellular response to amino acid stimulus; positive regulation of cell growth. Gene Ontology annotation, cellular component: cytoplasm; TORC1 complex.
AUGGAGGAGGAACGAAGUUUAUCGCCGUUCUCUUCGUUUGCAGAGCGAUUGACAGUCAACAUGUGGCAUGCUCAGAGAAAUGUAGAAAGAGUGACAUUGUAUUUACAAGAGCCGCGACAUGUUGAGAAUAUCGCCGGAAGCAUGGAGGACGAGUGGGAUUAUAUCGAAGAGUGCUCAAGCCGUCGAAAAGGAAAUGAUCGUCUGCGCACGGCUUCUGUCGCUAUCAUUAUGUGUCUUCAUUUGGGAGUGGAUCCACCGGAAGCGCCGUCUCGUAAAGACGCUCCAGCACGUCUUCUCUCGUGGGUCGAUCCGUACAAGUGUGGAGCUCACAAGGCUGCGAUGGAAGUCGGUCUGAGCACACAGAGGGCGUACGAGAAGUGGCAGCCGAAAUCAAAAACCCGCUACAAAAUCUGCACGGAUCCUCCGAUCGACGACGUCCGCAAAGUGGCCACCAACCUCCGUCGUAUAAGUGGAAACGAUCGAGUUCUGUUCCAUUACAACGGUCACGGUGUGCCACGACCCACAGAUAAUGGAGAGAUUUGGGUGUUCAAUAAAAGCUUCACCCAAUACAUCCCUCUGUCGAUAUUCGAUCUCCAAGGAUGGUUGGACUAUCCGACAAUCUAUAUUUGGGAGACACACUCAGCAGAGACAAUUCUUCAGAAUUAUCGACGAUUUGGUGAUGAUCAGAAGAUCUCUUGGCAAAGCAGAUUCGAUCGAUGGCAAGAGGAACAACGAAAUCUUCCACCGAUUUCCUCGAAAAUGAAUGAUGCAGACGCAGCGGAAGCGUUGGGAUUCCCAGAGAAAUAUCCGAAAUAUAAUGAUUGCAUUCACUUGGCAGCUUGUAGUGCUGGUCAAUACCUCCCCAUGUCGAAUCCUCAUCUUCCUGCAGAUCUAUUCACUUCUUGCCUCACUACACCGAUUCGAACGUCUCUGGCAUUCCAUCUGAGCCAUUCUGAACGUCGAGACGAGUAUCCAGAGAAUAUUCUGGAUAUGAUCCCAGGAAAUCUUGCGGAGAGACGAACGGUCCUUGGAGAGCUCAAUUGGAUAUUCACGGCCAUCACAGACACAAUCGCUUUCACCUCGAUAGAUCGAGAUUGCUUUCAGAGGCUGUUCCGACAGGAUCUUCUUCUGGCGACACUCUUCAGAAGUUUCCUACUAGCUCAACGAGUCUUAUCAAAGUUUGAUGUUCAACCAGUAUCUCAACCUGCUCUCAAAGACACUUCUCGACACGAUCUAUGGAGGUGUUGGGAUCAAACAAUGGAUAUGGUGCUGGAUUACUGUAGGGAGCUGAUCUAUGUGAAGGAUACCGAGAGAGCUCUGUUCUGUGGAAGAGAUGUCAUCAAUAGAAGCAGUGUAUUCCCAUUUUUGGUCCUCAUUGACUUCGAACACGUGCUCACCUACAACGAAACCCACCAAUACAACACAUUCUUCACUGAGCAGCUUCAAGCUUUUGAGUUAUGGCUGGAUUAUGGAGUGGACGAAGGAACACCCCCUCUUCAGCUUCCAAUGGUUCUUCAAGUGCUGUUGAGUCAGGCACAUCGAGUUCGUGCUUUGAGAUUGCUAGCUAGAUUCUUAGACUUUGGAAGGUGGGCAAUUGGAUACUCCCUGGCUGUUGGAAUCUUCCCAUAUGUUCUCAAACUGCUCCAAAGUAAUAUUAACGAUCUAAAAAUCUCUUUGGCAUUUAUUUGGGCAAAAAUCCUGGCAGUCGAUCCAUCCUGCCAAAUUGAACUGUUCAAUGAGUGUAUUGAUGAAUCUGCGAGCACCCAGGCAGCGGCUCAACAAGCUGCUCAACAGCCACCACCCCAGGAGUCUGUCUCUCUGAAGCAGUCGUCCAUGUUCGUCAAUCAUCCCCCACCGCCACAACUUCAGAUGGAUAAGCGUGCUCUUCAGAUCAACACGCAGACCGGUGGAAGAUUCCAGAACAAUCAGAACCAGGCGUUGGAUAUGCAACUACAGUAUGCUCAGCAACAUGCUCAGCAGAGACAAAAUGGAGGUCAACAGUCACCUAAUCCACAGCGGCAGCAGCAGCAAGGCCAACAGCAACAGCAGCAGAACAAUCAGCAACAGAAUGGCCAGCAAAAACAGAAUAAUCAGCAGUCACAGCAACAACAACAGCAGCAGCAGCAAGGCACCACGACACAGGCUCAAGAGAAGAAGACGAUGCUGCGAUUCCAGUACUUCCUCCAGCUACUCGCCGACCCGGAUAUCAAACCCAAACAGAAAACAGUAGCGGCGUUCGUUCUAGCUCAAUUGACAUCCAACAACUUCAAACUGGCACAAAAAGAGCUCACUAGCAAAGGAUACAUGGCAAUCUGUACCGAGUUGAUGGUUGACGACACUGCGAGAUCUGUAAAAUUGCUCAAGCUGUGGAUUCUAAUUGGUCUUGGACGUCUCUGGUCGGAUUAUGAUGUAGCUAGAUGGCAGGGAAUCCGUCUGAUGGCUCAUGAUAAAAUGAUUCUGGAGCUGAGUGAUGAUUCGGCGGAAGUCAGAGCUGCUGCGGUUUUUGCUCUGGGAAGCUUGCUCCGGAAUUCGUCGAGAUCCAAUGAACAUGCGUCUGCAGUAGAGGAGAAUCUCGCUGAUGAAUUGUGUAUGCAGUGCGUCUUUGAUAGUUCGGUACUGGUCAGAGAGGAGCUGAUCGUUGCUCUCCAGUGGUUCGUCUUUGAUUUCGAGAAGAGAUUUAUUAAAUUCCUGCUGGAUCUGUCGAAUCAAGUGAAGUUUAAAGUUCCGAGAAGACGAAAUUCUGAUUCGAUAACCGAUGAAGAUGAUAUCAACGAAGAAGGGCUAGAUAUCGCUUCUGAGAUGCCGUCCAGCCGACGUCCACACGCCAAAACCCCCCCAGUCAACGAGUUCACUCAAACAUCGUUCAUUCGAAAGAAGGCGUCGACGAGUGUAUUCAACACGGCGGUUGAAGAAUCAUUCACCUAUGACCUAGGAGGGAAUCUGAUUUUGAUGGGACACGAGAACGAGAACUACGUAGAGCGAGAAUCUGGAGACGUUGAGUAUCGAGAACGCGCACGUCUUCAAAUCAAACAUCUCGAAGCCAAGACGUUCAAUGAAGCCGUCGCGAGAACGUGGCUAUCAUUGCUCCGACUAUCUUUGGAUCCGAUUGAAAGAGUCGCUCGAAUGGCACAAAAAAUAGUGCAUCGUGUUGAAGCUGGAAUACCGGAGAUGAUAGCCAACAUUGAUAACACAAUGGCAGUCCUGAAUCGCAAGAUGAUCGCUCGUAAAACGUCCCGAGCCACUGUCGAAAUGCCACGUCGACCCGUCGGACCAAACGAGGAGGUCAGCAAUCUAGCGGAUAGAAUCAAACGAAAUCUAGAAGUUGAACGAGAAACCGGUGUUGGCUCGCAGGGCAUUGAUUUCACACUGAUGAAUGCGCAGAAAGAUAAGGAGCAGCGGAAGGGAAAGAGUCAGUUGAAUAAGUUGCAGGACGAGUCGAAAGUCAAGUUUCAAGUUGGAAGUCCCGCGGAUCCCCAUCAGCAGCAUUCUAGAAAUCCAAUGUCACCUGGUAGCUCAUUCACUGAUGACACCCAGAGCAGCGAGCUAUUCUCGAAGGAUGAGGAAAGCGAAGAAGAGGAGAACGGUGUAGCCGUCGCGAGAUCGGCUACAGAAGAGCGUGACGUGGCAACGACGGCGUCUGGAAAGACUGUCAAGGGUGUAUUCAGAAAAUCCGACUUCAUUGACGCCGCUACCAUGGAAUUCACCCCAAGACGAUCCAAGGCUGUCCCCGGAGACUUCGCUCUGAAAGAGGAGUCAAAAACCCUUCGAGCCGUUAUAGAAAACCCAAUUGUGACGACUCACUUCGUCGCAUGGUGCAGUAAAGUGUUCGUCGAACCGAUUCUCCACGUCAUUACUCUUGACGAGGAGAAGGCGUUGGAAAUGGAGCACGAGGAUGAGGAUGAAUUCAUGCCUGACGCGUAUAGAGACAAGAUUAAAGAGAUACAGAAACAGGAUAAGGAGAAGAGUGAUCAGAAAAGAGCAAGGGAUAAAAAGGAGGGGAAAAAGGAGAAGAGUCAAGAAGACGUGGUUCUGACGACGACGACGAUUAGUGAUUGGGCGAUUCAUGCGAUGGAAGGAAUGCUUCAAAGUGCUGAAGUGGAGGGAAGAGAUUUUGAUAACAAUAGAUACGACGAAUGCCUCUGGAGAGUCAAAUUGCCACAUCAAGCACGAUCAGUGGUUACUUCGAAGUUGAGAAGAUGUAUGUACGCUACUGAUGGUCAAUGGAUGACAAUCAUUCGCCAGGAUCACAAUCCAAAACUGUUCCGUCGCUUCGAACUAACCGACAACAAUCCAUUCUGCCCAUCCUUUAUUUCUCAACUGAUUCUUAUCAAUGAUAUGUCGAGGGAAAUGGUGAUCGCUUGUAGCUCGAACGGUGUCGUCCGCAUUUGGGAUCCUUGUUUUUUGGCGUGGUGUGAUGACUAUGAGAAACCGGCGGAGUUGGUGUCGGCGUCGUUCCCACUGGAAUCGCAAAUGAAAUUGAGUGACGAUACGAAUCGAUGUCUUUUUGACUGGAACCAACAAAACGGAAAACUCCUCUGCACCGGAAGUCGAAGUGUCCGUAUUUGGGAUGCCCACUGCGAGAAAGUGUGUCAAGACGUAAUGUACUCUCCAGGCAGCAAACAACAAGGAGGUCUCGGCGUGAAACUCGACAAGAACACUCUUCCAACAGCCAUGUCUGGAAAUCUAGACGAAGAGGGAAACAUGGUGGCAGUCGGGUAUGGAGACGGUCGUGUCGACUAUUUCGAUAUGAGAAUGGCGAAUCCAAAAGCGGCGAAAUGCAGUUUAGCUCCAGUCAACGGUCACACGAAUUUCGAAUCUAAACCACCGGGAAUCAUGCAUUUGAGAGUGAAUCGAACUGGAUAUGCGACUGAGUUGUUUGCUGGAAGUCAGGAUGGAUCAAUUUACAAGCUUCAGCUUCGAAUGUUCAAAGAAGCCACGCCAUCUAUUGUCACCCCAUGGACACCCGGAGAGCACUCGCACAUGUGGGUCCACGAUGACUCGAGAAUCCUCGCAUCAGCGUCAAGACAGCACGUGGCUAUUUAUGAUGUGGCGAAAAACAAAAAGAUCUCGUACUUCCAACCACCGACCGCCGCCGACGUGGUUCGUACACCACACCAAGCACUACCGAAACAUCAGAGGAAGCUUUCAUCGAUUUUUUCGACGCAAUCAGAUUCGAGGAUGACUGAAAUAAAUUCAAGGGCGGUACAAGAUAGGCGGAAACAAUCGGAAAAUCCUCCAAGUGUUAUUUCGUUGACAAUGCAUCAAAUGAGACUGCUUACCGUAGUCGGCUACAGUGACAAAACCGUCGCCGUUUUUGGUUCCAAAACUCCAGGACUCACAGGAACCUACGAUACGACACAAGACGCUAAUGUUGAGGGAAAAUUCUAA